UUUCACUUUAGAGAUCCAUUUUUAUAGCAAACUUAUAGUUCUUUCACUUGAGAGAUCUGUCAGGUAGCCUCAUUUGUAUUUAUAGCAAAGUUUUUUGUUCUUUCACUUUAGAGAUCUGUCAGGUAGCCUCUUUUUAUAUAUAGCAAAGUUUUUUGUUCUUUCACUUUAGAGAUCCAUUUUUAUAGCAAACUUAUAGUUCUUUCACUUGAGAGAUCAUGUGAGAACAGCUUUUAGUAUUCUCGCAUGAUGGAGAUCAUGUGGAGGAAGCUUUUACUAUUCUCGGUGGAAACGCUUUGGGCUGCAGCAUUCGUGGUACCCAAUGAUGAAUCAUUGUGUGCCACCCAAUGCAGUCCGUUUCAUUCCCGCACUACCGACAGCUUUUUGGUCUGCCGAGAAAAACUCGAAUACCAGACGCAAGAGGUAAAAACUACUAGUACCACUUCGACUGGAGUAACAAGCAGAACGACUCAACAUCGAGAAGAUGCGACGACACGAAAAGGGGAUCAAAACGUCAACGAGGAUCUUUGCGAAAAAAACUGCAAGGCGAGAGUGGACCAUGAUGAUAGCGGAAAAGCAUCAGGUGCAAGCUGUGUUGGGAAGAAUAAACCAGCUUCCUUGAUGCAGUUGUGGGCGAGAGCACAGCUGCGCAAAAGCUGCCCAAAACCGCAACCAUGCAAUUGUAUUACGAAUUUUUUGUGAGUGACUCUUUAUUCACAGGAGUAGUUUGUAGUAAUGUCCUGGGGAGUCCUGAUAUUUUAUUUCUAGACAGCGAUUAACAUUGAAUUCCCUCACGAUCUAUCAUGAUCUAGAUCUUCUGGUAAGAUUAGAGACGUUGAAGACCUUCAUGCUAGAACUAUACGAAGUGAAAGACGAGAUGUUUUUACAAAUGUUGUAUUGCACUGGAGGUAUCUGGAAGUACCAGGAAGGGCAGUAUCUAGAAAAGUCCGUUUUUAAUUUCUUUAAACGAAUUCACCUUUCGUCAGGCAAAUGCGUCUGUCCGGAGACCGUUUACCAGACUCCGGCUCCACCUGCAUUGAUACAGGCAGAAGAUAUCGCAUUGAUCCAGGAAGAGGAUCCCAUUCUUAAGGAUGACAGGAACAGUGUUGAGUGGACAAGUUUUUUUUAUUUUUCGAGAUUGAUUUUUAGAGAAUAAGUUGUUCCUGCGUUGGUCUAGUACUGGGUUGAAUUUUUUCAACGGUUAUUUUUUUGAGUAACGAAGAAGUAGUGAAGAAUUUAUUGUUUUACUCUUGAAAAGGAUUAGAUAUCGAUGAAGCUCUAACACCCCUCUCCCACCAAACUUCGAGCCGCCACCACCGCCAGACUGGCGCACGGCGCCGUGUCCAGAAGCAGAGCCCUGUAAUUGCUACUGCCAUUGCCGUCGUCCACCUGCGGAUCAGGAAUGAAAAACCGACUUCCGCUUUUGCAAAUGUCAGGACCAAUACUAUGAUACGACUGAACAUAUUUUUUUUCCGAUCAUUGUUUUUUCCACCAAAAAGGACUACAGAUUGUGAGAGUUGAUGAACAGCAGGAAAAACUGUGUUACUCUCAAAAGAAGAGAGAGGUAGAAGUAAAAGAGGAGCACUUCCUAUUUUUCAUAUUUGAAUAAGGUGAGCCGUGAGUGGUCGUGACAUGCUACUUGACGAGAUUCUCC
Amoebophrya sp. A25 is the source of this 1651-nucleotide messenger RNA. NCBI's taxonomy places the organism in Eukaryota, Dinophyceae, Syndiniales, Amoebophryaceae. The record is from the annotation of a GenBank genome assembly.